Lachancea dasiensis is the source of this 705-nucleotide messenger RNA. NCBI's taxonomy places the organism in Eukaryota, Fungi, Ascomycota, Saccharomycetes, Saccharomycetales, Saccharomycetaceae. The record is from the annotation of a GenBank genome assembly.
AUGAGGCACGGUCUAGCAGCCUUCAAUGCGGAACGUUCCGAGCACUAUGAAGCUACGGCCACUUUAUUGAGCCGGCAGAAUAGAGAAUUAGAUUUACAAUUGAAUGCUUUUCAAGAAAAGCUAGUAGAUUUUGCUAAAGAUCAUAAUUCAGAGCUAAAAGCCAAUCCAGAUUUCAGAGUGAAGUUCAUCAAGAUGUGUAGCUCCAUCGGAAUAGACCCAAUUUGCCUGUUUGACAAGGAACGCCACUUGUUUGACGUUAACGAUUAUUUUUACGAAAUUUGCGUCAAAGUCAUAGAGCUUUGCCGGCAUACCCAAGAUCUGAACGGUGGUGUGAUAUCCUUCGAUGAGUUGCACAAAGGCCAUUUUCAACAGCUUAAAGUCGACAUGGCAGAUUUGCAAAAGGCAGUAGAAAUGUUGGAAACUUUGGAUGGGGGACUUGAAGUCUUCACAAUAAAGAACAAGAAAUAUUUACGCAGCGUACCCAACGAGUUAACAAAUGACCAUACCAAAAUUCUCGAGGUCUGUUCCGUGUUAGGUUACGCUAGUGUAUCUCUUCUGAGAAUAAAUAUGGAUUGGAUGCCGGUUCGAAGCGACGCCGUGUUGAAAGAGAUGGUUGCCAAAGGCAUGCUCUGGGUUGAUGGCCAAGCAGCUGGAGAAACUAUUUACUGGGAUCCCGCGUGGAUUGUGCGCUCGCAUGACGAUUGA